Messenger RNA from Coniophora puteana RWD-64-598 SS2, 1284 nucleotides. RefSeq lists its product as uncharacterized. The transcript has 10 exons. NCBI's taxonomy places the organism in Eukaryota, Fungi, Basidiomycota, Agaricomycetes, Boletales, Coniophoraceae. Bases 1 to 1284 code for a protein of 427 amino acids. Gene Ontology annotation, molecular function: GTPase activator activity; guanyl-nucleotide exchange factor activity; protein binding. The record is from RefSeq and is a predicted model, not a curated record. Gene Ontology annotation, cellular component: endoplasmic reticulum membrane. Gene Ontology annotation, biological process: protein secretion.
AUGCGCGUCCAACACACUUCCCACUCCUUCCCCGCCUUUCCCGUCUUCUCCUCCGCAUUCGUCGCAGACAACGAACUCGUCGUCGGCGGUGGCGGCGGCGCAUCCCGCACGGGCAUCAAGAACAGACUCAGACUCUACCGCGUUUCAGAUGACCGCAACCUCGACCUCCUUGGCGAGCGCGAACUCGACAAAGAUGAGGAUGCGCCCAUGAGCAUGGCUGCACUUCAGAAGAACAAGACCUUCGUGUGCGGCAUCAACAGCUCUGCACAGAAGAUAUCGACUGGCCAGAACGACAACUGCCGCGUCUUUGCCAUUGAGGGAGCUGAACAUACCGAGGAUGACUACCAGAAAGUAGCCGUACUCUCCCCAGAUGGAACUCUCGUCGCUGUAGCAGGCGAGCGCGACUUCGCCCUUCUUUCAUAUCCCUUGCUCAACCCCGUAGCAAGCCCGAUCCACCUCGCCAACGGCGGAAUUUACGACUCGUCCUUUACCGAUGAUAGGGUCAUCCUCGUCACCUCCCAGAACAUCCUCGUCUACGCCCUCCCCGACCCCGUUUCCUCAACCUCCCCGCCUCCCUCCCCAUCCCCCAAUUCCAAAUCAAAGAAGAAGGGAAAACAGAAGAACAAAUCCUCGCCUACCGCAUCCUCCUCCUCUUCCCUCUCGCCCAACGGCGCCUCGUCCUCCAGCAGCACCUCAACAGCCGAGCUCGAGCUCCUCCAGACUCUCGGCGUCCCCGCCCUGCCCACGACGCCCAAGGGCAGCACCGUGAUCUUCCGCGCGGCGCGCUUCCGUCCCGGCGCCCCAGACACGCUGCACGCUGUACUGAACGUGACGCUCCCACGCGCGCCGCGGGCCAAGGUCGCGAAGCGGCAGACGUACGUCGGCGUGUGGAAGCUCAAGAAGAAGGGUGAGGGGGAAAAGGAGGAUAGCGGGGAGGUUUGGGAAAUGGUGAAGAACAGAAAGGUUGGCGAAGGCGCAGCGACGUGUUUUGAUGUGAGUGCGGAUGGGAAGUUCUUUGGUCUUGGGUUCCAGGACUAUUCGGUGGGCGUGUUCGACUCGCAGAGUUUACUGCCAUUAUGCUCUGUUCUAAAGGCCCACGAGUUUGCAAUCACAACUCUACGCUUUAGCCCAACUUCGCGGCUCCUUGUGUCGGCUAGUGCAGACAACACCCUGCGCGUCAUCAGCAUACCUGAGAAUCUUGGACAACAAACCUGGACAAUGACCAUUAUCAUUAUCCUGACGGUCAUCAUUAUACUACUCGCUAUGGCACUAGCGAAGCCAUAG